AUGAUUGGCCCAAGCAACAACAUUCCGCAGCACCAGCAGACGCAGACGCAGAUGCAGUAUCUGGUUGGCUCUGCUGGAGGAGAGGAGAUUAAGCGCAUGAUGAGCCUAGGCAAGCCAAAGCAAGCAAUCGCCGAGUUUGGCUCAGAGAACGGCCUCAAUAUACCAGCAGCAGGCGCAAUAUACAGACUUCUCGAUUCGCUGGGCUAUACCCGAUGGAGCAUCCACAAAGCUGCGCUUGAGUCAGCCCUUCUUGCUGCCCAGAGCCAGAUUCAGGGUGCCGACCUCCCGCUGGAUAAGCACAUAGACCUUUUGAAUCAAAUUAAACCGUACCUUGGGUUUAAACGCCUGCAGCACCUCCCACUGCUUCUCCUGGCCAAGCAGCCCACCAUGAUCCCUGCUGACAUCCGCGAUAUGAUCACAAGCAAUGCCGAUCUCUAUUCUGGCUGCAGCGUUGGGGUGAAGCAAGAGCUUUGGAGGCACGAUAACGCGCUCUUCAGACAGCACAUGCUGCCUCUGAUUAGGACCUACGCCAUUUGUGCAGAUCUGGCCGAGAUGUUGCGCGAAAUAACAGGCCCUCACGUCAAGACAUACACCAGGAAGCGCCGCGAACACCCGGCCUUCAAGGAAAUUGCCCACGCAGUUGCCGGUGAUUUGCAGCUGUACAUGCUGUGCCUGGGGCUGGUUCGCGAGGAACUGCUGCGCACCAAUGACCCUGCGCUGGGCACCCUGCGCCACGACCUCGUCAUGGCCAUGCACGAGAACAACGCAUCAGAGAUUGUCAGGGACGACAUGUGUCACAAUCUUGCGUGGACCCUGGAUGCGUGCAUACUCAAACAAGAAUUGGAUGCCGAGCGUGUCGUGGAACUGCAAAGGUGCUUUGAUGCAAUCGACAAGGACAGCGCGCCCUACGGCGAGAUUGCCCUUAUUUUCAGCAACCCCUACACCCGUCAUGUUUUGGCGCAGUACAUCCUGGCUCUCCUUGAGAAGAUUGCCCCCAACUCGGAAGUCAGCGCGCUGUACUCUGAGCUUAUCUGGCCGACGCUAGUGAUGGCGAUUGGGCUCAAUGCGCUGGCUUUGAUUUCAAGCGCCCAGGCCCAGUUCCCAAAGAUUGACCGUAAUAUGAAGCGCGUGUUCUUUAACAGAAUGAUAUUGUUUAUAAAAAUGUCGCAGAGCCGCGACCGCAUCUUUCGGGCACGCAACCAGGGUGGUGGCACAAACAGACAUGCUCUCCUGGACCAGCUGGGUGAUUUUAGCCCAACUCCAGACACAGAUCCAACCGAAUCAAUUGAGGCAAUCGAGACGCAGCCAACAGACAAUGAUUUGGAAAUAUUAGCGAGUAAUGAGCCCGCACGCCAGGUGCUCUAUGUCUACCUACUCAAGCGCUGGCUGCCUGUCAUUGUAAACGCGCUGCCCAGAUUCCUUGGUCUUUCCCAACAGGACAUGAACCGUUCUUCCGAACCGAGCCUGCACCCUGCCAACACGCUUAUGCCGCCUACUGUAGAGCUGGAAAGGCGGAUGUUUGCAUUCGAAAUUGAUGCUUUUGUUCAAAGCCUGGUCUCGCGCGCCAGGGAUACCAAGGGUGUGGCCGCCGCCAUUCUCAACAGUGUGGCUCAAGAGACUGGUUGCGGCGUCACAGCCGCGGAUAGCGGUGUCGGAAUGUUUACGACUCCCUUUGUGCGCUUCCUUGACCAGACUGCGCGUGUCCGCCACGUGUGCCACGAGCAGGCAAUCGUGUUCUUGACGCACUGCGCAAAUGUUUUGUCUGCCGAGUACAACGGCGGGUCCAAAGACGCUUCCAUGUCGAAUGGCAUGUCUCCAUUUGGACCGGGAUCAGCGCUUGGGAACAAGGAGAACGCUGUAUGCUUUAUAUUUGAGUUUGCAGAGCGCGCGGCAGCGCACUUUGCCGUUGACCCAUUGUAUAGCGGCAGCCUGAAGGAGCAUUACCGAAGGCUGGCGGCUGCAUGUCCAGAGCAGGCGUUCAAAUACCGCAUAUCCCAUGCCAACAGCCCCAACGUGUCAAAGUUUUUAUCUAGCUAG
Molecule: messenger RNA, 2037 nt
Organism: Kickxella alabastrina
Lineage: Eukaryota; Fungi; Kickxellomycota; Kickxellomycetes; Kickxellales; Kickxellaceae
Product: cofactor of BRCA1-domain-containing protein
Exons: 2
Coding region: 1-2037 (678 amino acids)
Biological process (GO): negative regulation of transcription elongation by RNA polymerase II
Cellular component (GO): NELF complex; nucleus
Source: RefSeq, a predicted model, not a curated record